CAUCAUGAAUUAGAAAAAAAAUGGAGUUCCUUUCUUUUCUGGCUACCUUUGUUGUUUUGAGACUUUCUCUUUCCAGAACAACUUUUGCUGUGCUUGAUACCAUUAGACCUUCAGAAUUUAUGAGUGAAAACACAACUUUGGUAUCAAGAGGAGGAAGGUUUGAACUGGGAUUCUUUACUCCAGGUAGUUCAAAGAAUCGUUUUCUGGGAAUUCGGUAUAAGAACAUCUCAGUUCAAACUGUAGUUUGGGUGGCAAACAGGUGUGAACCGAUCGACGAUUCAUCUGGCUCGUUGACUAUAGACGACACAGGAAAUCUUGUGCUUUACGGACAGAAUAAGAGCAUCGUUUGGUCUACAAACUCGUCGAAACAAGCACAGGAACCACUUGUUCAACUCUUGGAUAGUGGUAACUUGGUUUUGAGAGAUGAGAAAGAUGAGAAUACAGACAACUAUUUGUGGGAAAGCUUUGAUUAUCCUACUGAUACGAUGUUACCAGGAAUGAAAUUGGGAUGGGACUUGAGGAGAGGUCUCAAUAGGCGUUUAUCAUCGUGGAAGAGUUCCGAUGACCCCUGCGAUGGAGAUUUCACUUAUGGGAUUGAGCUUGAUGAACCACACCAUACAUACCCUCAACUAUUUAUCCGUAAUGGGUCUGCAAAAUUGUUUCGAGAAGGGCCUUGGGAUGGCAUAAGUUUCAGCGGAGCUUCUAAUACUUUAUCAUAUCCUUGGUACGGGUCUGAUUACGAAUUCGUGCACAACGAUGAUGGAGUUUACUUCACUUACAGCAACGACAGUACAUCAAUGAUCUUAGGAAUUUUCCUGAGCGAAAGAAUUGAAUACAAAGAAUGGAAAGAAGAAGACAAAAGUUGGAGUAGUUCUUAUUACACAAUUCCAACAGACCAGUGUGACUACUAUGGCAUCUGUGGAGCUAAUUCGAAAUGUGUCAUAUAUGAAGUGAAUAAGCCAAUCUGCCAAUGUUUAGAAGGUUUUAAGCCAAAGAAUGAAGAAAAUUGGAACGUGAUGCAUUGGUCAGAAGGGUGUGUGAGAAACGGUUCUGUGAGCUGCGAUGAUAAAGAGAAAGAUGUGUUCCUUGGCUUUACUGACUUGAAAGUGCUCAAUGCUCAAUAUAUUUGGGCAAAUAAGAGUGUGAAUCUAGACGAAUGCAAGGCUAAAUGCUUGAGCAAUUGCUCUUGCAUGGCUUAUGGCUUUGAAGUAAGUGACUGCGUUCUCUGGUUCGGAGAUCUGUUUGAUAUUCGACAAGCUACUUAUUAUGGCCGACAAAAUGUACAUAUUCGAAUGCCCUUUUCAGCAACAACAGCUCCAAAACUUUUUGAUGAAAAAGAAAGAACGGAUCGUAAUCAUAAGUUCAAGGUGGAGAGAGCAAUGAUAAUUAUUGCUAUUAUCGUCGGAUUAGCUGUUGGGCUUAUCAUUUUAGUUGGCUUUUACAUUUACAGGAGGAGGAGACACAUUAUUGCCACUAAUAAUUCAUUUGAGAUAAACGAAAGCCAAGAUGAAGACUUGGAGCUUUCAUUGUUUGAUCUGCAUACAAUUAGUACUGCCACUAGUAAUUUUUCAGAGAAUAAUAAGCUUGGAGAGGGUGGUUUUGGACCUGUAUAUAAAGGUAUACUUGAAGGAGGUCAAGAAAUUGCUGUGAAGAGACUAUCAAUGUGUUCUGGACAAGGAGUCACUGAGUUCAAAAAUGAAAUUAAACUAAUUGCGAAGCUUCAACAUCGAAAUCUUGUAAAGAUAUAUGGUUAUUGUAUUCAUAGAGAAAUAAAAUUAUUAAUUUAUGAGUAUAUGUCCAACAAAAGCCUUGACCAUUUUAUCUUUGAUGAAAGGCAAAGCAUACUAUUAGAAUGGCCUAAACGUUUUGAGAUUAUAUGUGGAAUUGCUAAGGGGCUUCUCUAUCUUCAUCAUGAUUCUAGAUUGAGAAUUAUACAUCGAGAUCUCAAAGCCAGUAAUGUAUUACUUGAUAAAAACAUGAAUCCCAAAAUUUCAGACUUUGGUUUGGCCAGAACUUUCGGAGGGGACCAAACAGAAGGAAGCACAAGCAAAGUAGUAGGAACCUAUGGUUAUAUGGCGCCAGAAUAUAUCUCCGAUGGUCUAUUCUCAAUAAAAUCUGACGUGUUUAGCUUUGGUACAUUAAUCCUAGAAAUCAUAAGUGGAAAGAAGAGUAGAGGCCUUUAUGAUGAAAAUAACGGUCUUAACCUCAUUGGAUUGGCAUGGACUUUGAUGACAGAAGGCAAUGAAUUUAAACUUAUUGACAAGUGCUUGUUAAAAGAUCAAUAUGACAGCAUGGAAGAAGCAUUACGUUGCAUCCACAUUGGUCUCUUGUGUGUGCAACAAAAGCCUAUUGAUAGGCCUGAUAUGUCUUCUGUUAUUCUAAUGUUGAGUGGUGAGAAAGUGUUGCCUCAGCCCAAACCACCAGCCUAUUUCACUAACACUGAUUUUUGGGAAGGGGAUCAUUCCUCUCAUCUGCUAGGCCCCCAUCAUGCAAUGAAAGCAUAACAGUUGUCGAGGCAAGAUAGAGAGUUCAUACAUAUAGAAUCAAUGAAUGACCUAGAUGAAUGGUUUUUGGAUCCCUAAAAUGUGCUAAUCAUGACAAUAAAAAUGAUUCUUGGAUCUUUUCUUGAUUAUAAUUAGCCAUUAUAUUACACAUAUUGCCUAGUAGUGAUAGGCAAGAGUUUGAGAAACUUAUAGUUUGCUAUUAGGAUUAUCAAACUGUCUUAUUUUGAAAUGUUGAUAUAUAGUUUUUAAGUGAUGUGAAGGAUAUACUAGUUAAUGUUAAUUUGAAAGUCAAGUGCAUUGCCUCA
Molecule: messenger RNA, 2809 nt
Organism: Humulus lupulus (European hop)
Lineage: Eukaryota; Viridiplantae; Streptophyta; Magnoliopsida; Rosales; Cannabaceae
Product: G-type lectin S-receptor-like serine/threonine-protein kinase At4g27290
Exons: 7
Coding region: 21-2504 (827 amino acids)
Biological process (GO): recognition of pollen; protein phosphorylation
Molecular function (GO): protein serine/threonine kinase activity; ATP binding
Source: RefSeq, a predicted model, not a curated record